UAGUCGGAUACACAUUUAUAGCGCUACUGCUCCGAAAUGGAUUAUCAUGUGCGUACAGCGGACAUCUAUGACUUGGAUGCAAUCGACACACUCAUCCACUCGCCCACCGUCAAAUGGUUCGGCAACAUUCGCCCCAAAUACGUGGAAAAGGCUAAGCUCUUCAAAUGCUAUCAGACCUACCGGAUGGUGGUGCUCCAUAGGGAGACAUCCAGCAUGAUUGCCUAUGCGGAGUUCCGCAACUAUCCCGCGAUCGAUGCGCUACCCAGCGAUUGCUGGCUAGAGUGGCUGUCCGUCAGAUAUUGCCUCACUAUGCCGCUUAGUUUUUUGAACACGAUGUUUUUUAACUUUUGUGUCUAUAAGAGCGAGAAUGACGACGCCAUAGCCAGCAUUCUGAGGGAACUUUUCUAUAGGGAGAAUAGGGUUUGGUUUCUCAUCACAGUCAAAAAUCCAUCGAUUGCCCAGCCCACCUACUAUGUGGAGACGUUUGAUGACUUGGAGAAGUAUGCCGAUGUCUACUAUCCACGCGAGUUCUCCGUUGAGAACAACUUCAAUACGCAGGAACUCUAUAUCGUCUAUCGUUUUAAGCUAAUGCGAAAGAUCACCUACCGAAAGGCCUUGCCCGAGGAUAAUGAUGACAUUGUGGCAAUACACGAGUACGAAUAUCCCGAGAUGCGUGAGGAGCUGGGAGACUUUUACAUAGCCGAGGAGAUACUGCGCACGGAUAGUGGGAGGGAGAAGAGUUUUCUGAUCGUGGCGGAGACCGAGAACGACUGCCAGGAGAUCGAAACAGCCGUUUUCAUCUGGCUGUCGACAGACAUCGACAUCCGCUUCUAUGUGACGAACUAUGAACUGGAAUCCUUUGGCAAUCUGGUCAAAACUAUCGAGGGUCAGUCGGUCCAUGUAGAGAUGUUCAACGUUUCCUCUGUCCAGGCCAAGAACGCCGCCUGCCUGUUCACCUCAGAUGCUCUUGACGAUCUGUCUGCUAUGACCAUUCUGGGCGGCUUGCAAAAGAACGACAGUGGCCUAAGCGUUUACAGUGGUGGAAAGGCGAAAGUCAGCUCCAUUCAUGGCACAAUUAUUGAGGCUAACUACACAAGCGGAUCGAAUAGGUUCUUUAUGCGUGAGAGCCUCUUUUCGAAAAUGAAAUACAUCAUUGGAAAACUUUCGAACUCCGAAUACUACAUUAGCAAAGAGCUAAAAUCCAUUAGUGUAGUUUACAGUGCCGGUAUGCAUCCACGGGGAUCUGAGUUGGCCCUUGAUGCGGCAUCGAAUGUGUUUGUCCUGAAGUACAUUGCGGCGCGCAAGGAUUUUCCGCUGGAACGCUUGUUCAACAGCGUGGUAGCCAUGUUCUGUGCCUUUCCCGACCGCGACUACUGCAUGAUGCUGAUCUCGAAGGAAACCAAGUCCAUACGCAGCCACGUAGAGGUGCUCAAAUACUUUAUGCCAGUUGCCUCUCGCCCCAGUGAGGUGGCUAAUCCGGAAGAGGUGUACAUCACCCAUCGCAGCACAAUAUUCGGGGAGAUAAGCUUGUAUGAACUGCAGAAGGAGGACGUCGCUGUGAUUCAAGCCCUGGCCGUCGGUCCCAGUGUAUCGGACGUGAAGUCGGACGGGAGCUCCGGCUCCUCAACAGGAAGCAGUUUCUCCUACACCUCCAAGAUCAAUGAGAGCGCUGAGCUGAAGAACGAACUUGAAGUGAUCACCGCCGUCAUGAAGGAUGUCCUGGAGAAUGAGCUCAGUGAGUUCGCCGUCUAUACCAUUCGGUGCGGCAACUCGGCCAAGGCGGCCAGGGAGAAUACCGCCAUUGGAUUCGUGGUGCUACGCCAGUUUCGGAGCCACCAUCAUCUCCAUUAUCACUACCAUCUGCCCAGGCACCAAAAUUAUCUGAAUUUUUUGCGGGCCGAGAUCAUUUCGUUGCGGCUGCAUCCCCUAUUUAUGAUUAGUAGCGAUCUGAUAUUUCGGGAUCUGGCUAUGAAAACGAGCUACCGGGAUUAUUACUUUGUUUCCUCGCCUAAUGGUCACCAGUUUACGAAUGACCUGAAGAAGAUGAUGACAGUCGUCGAACCGAAUCCCAUGAAAAAGAGUCCGACCACAUUCAGAGUCCCUAAGGAAGAAGAUACUUUAAAGGAGAGACUGAAUCUGACCGUGCAUAAUUUCUACCAGGAUCACCUGAUCAUCUAUCGCCACAAAUUGAACCCCACAAAAUGGUUUGGCAAUAGCGAGAGACUCGUAGUUAUUGGCUUUACCGAUGUGGCCAAGGCAUUUCUGCGACAGCUGGUCUUCCAGUGGAACAGCAAGGAUCACCAGAAUUCAGAGACGUACACCUGUUUGCCCCGCGUCCAGGUGACAGUGAUCACCAUGCCGGGAGUUGUGGAGGCCGAGUUCGACGGCAUAUUCCAGUGCCCAUAUUGCUGCAAUUCUGGCACCUGCUACUUGUCCUUCCAAAACGUCUCGUGCUACGUGAGAGAUGUGACUAUCCGCAUGGAUCUGCGCCACUGGGUGCACUUUGUACCGGGGAGGAUUGAUUUUAUCAACAGGGAGAAGAAGUUCGUAAAACUGGAGAACAGCUGCGAGAUCUAUUACGACACAUUGUUGCUGGCGUGCUAUAAGGACUUUGCCAUGAGGACACUAAAUUCGAGAUCAGCGAUGGCCAAGAAUCUGCCAUGCAACUUCGUGGAAAUAAACUCAAGGCUCAAGAAGUUGUUGCUGUUCUACAAGGUCCGGGCGGUGCUGGAGGAGAUGCCCCGCACAUACAAGAUACUCGUAUACGGAUCUAAUCUGCAGACCUACGAAUGCAUUGCCUUUUUGACCAGCCACGGCGUAGAGCCUUCGCGCAUCAUGUUGGUCCAGCCACGUCGCAUCACCGGCAUAACUGCGGAGGAGAAGCUGAAGAAUCCAUACUGGGACAAGAACCUUCAGUACAUCUUGGACGAUAUCCUCAUUGACUCUGGGAUAGAGCUAGUCGAAGACCAUGACUUUGUACGCUGGGUGGAGGACGAUUCAUUCCACUUCAUCAUGGAAGUGGUCUUCGAGCACUUCCCCAGCAAAAAACAGACCUCCUUCGAAUGCGAUCUCUUCAUUGCAUUCGACGAGGGGCACAUGGCACCUAGAAGGAAGAAGUUGCUGAAGCAAUGUGGCAUUCAGUUGCGCAAGGACGAUAUUUUAGUGAACGAGGACUUCCAGACCAACGACCCAAACAUCUACGCAGUGGGUAAGUUCAUCCAAAUGAAGGGCGCGCCCAACUACCAGUACAAGUACACCAGCGAGAGGGAGCUGGGCCGCAAGCUGAUGCACAUCCUGAAUCUAACUCCCAAGCCGGAUAACUUCGAAUACAAGUACUCGGAGCCGCUGUUCUUUCAGGCACUGCUGCCACUCAACUAUGUCAUUACAAAAGUGACCAUGCCACGUCGCUACCUCGCCUCUCAGCUUCCCCCGGAGUUUGCUUGCAACCUCACCACCUAUAAGGACAACACCUUUUGCCGGGUCUGCUUGGCACACACCAUGCUAGUGGACGAGAUUGUGGUGGUCAGCAAUAAGGCCGCACACUUGGAUUACCUGGAGCACUUCUGCGGAAGGCACGAGCUGCUGCUCAACAAUUUGAAGGCUCGCUUCAGCGCCAAGACAAUCGAUUGUUUCCUGAUGUUCUUCCAGGAGCCCUGGACGGAGCUGAUUAUGCACGAGAACUUCCAGGACUUGCAGGAGAAGAAUCAUGAGCUUCUGAGGCCAGUAGCCACCUCCAACCUAAAUAAAGCGAACCGCAACCCCUUCAUGGAUGUGGCCGUGCAGGACUUUAUAACGCUGAACAAGCGGUACUUGGAGCAAAAGCUUCUCAAUUUCCUGCGAGAACACCGAAGGGACUUCCAUCAUCCGUUUGCAUUGCCCGAGGACUUCCUGACUCCCGGUACAGCGGGAUGGGACAGCGAUCCUGAGACGGAGGCAGAGAUCGAAGAAGUGACCAUAGAUAUGUAGCUCAAACCGUCUAUAA
Molecule: messenger RNA, 3982 nt
Organism: Drosophila persimilis
Lineage: Eukaryota; Metazoa; Arthropoda; Insecta; Diptera; Drosophilidae
Product: cilia- and flagella-associated protein 61
Exons: 14
Coding region: 37-3966 (1309 amino acids)
Molecular function (GO): oxidoreductase activity
Source: RefSeq, a predicted model, not a curated record